Molecule: messenger RNA, 1089 nt
Organism: Colletotrichum karsti
Lineage: Eukaryota; Fungi; Ascomycota; Sordariomycetes; Glomerellales; Glomerellaceae
Exons: 3
Coding region: 1-1089 (362 amino acids)
Biological process (GO): response to oxidative stress
Molecular function (GO): heme binding; catalase activity
Source: RefSeq, a predicted model, not a curated record
AUGGCUUCACCAGAGGACCUGACCAAGCGCAACUACGUGCGAUGGGAUGCUGAAGGAGUCGAAAAGCCACCUGCGAAUGAGGCGGAAGACAUUCAAGCCGUUGCCGAUCUGGUCAACGAGCUACAACGGCGCACUUGGAAUCAGACACGACAUGGCUACGGCGCGACUCAUGCCAGAACGCAAGGUAUUGUCAAGGGCAAGUUCAUCGUUCGGGAUGACCUGCCAAAACAUCUCCAACAAUCCGAGCUUUUCAGUCACGGAGGAGAGUACCCGGCUGCUUGCCGGUACAGCUCCGAGCCUGGCGACCCUGGUCUUGAUGACCGCAUUCCGCAACCCCGCGGCUUCGCAAUGAAGCUUUUCAACGUCAAGGGCGAGAUGUUCGACGCAGGCAGAGACAGCCCGACCCAAGACAUCGAGUUCAAUAGCGCUCCUGCAAUUGAGCUCGCCGAUGCCAAGACGACCAAAGAAAUCUUCCAGCUGCGCGCCAAAUACGGGAACGACAAGGACGAGCUCUACAAGCAGCUUAAGUCGCGGCCUGAUGCUGAGCUGCAAAUGGCCCGUGACAAGCUACGCAACUGUCAUCUCGAGUCGACUCGACAGUAUUCGCAGACGGCGUAUCGCUUCGGAGACUACGUGAUGAAAUACUCACUAGUCCCGUCGAGCGAAACGCAGCGCAAGCUGUACGAAGAAACGGUCAAGCCGGAGCACGACAAGGACAUCCUGCACAAGUGGCUGCAGAACUUCCACGCGAACCACGACGCCGAGUACCUCUUCCAGGUGCAGCUGUUGGAGAACCGAGAAGAGCAGCCGGUCGAGUACGCGGGCACGGAGUGGGAUGAGGAGAAGUACCCCUGGCAGACCGUCGCAAAGCUUGUCAUCCCACGGCAAAACAGUUUUGACUUUGAGAGAAAGAGGUUCUGGGAGGAUUACAUGCGAGUUGAUCCCUGGCACGGACUGAAGAGUCUGCAGCCGCUAGGGAGUCCGAAUAGGCUCAGGCGCGUCGUCUACCAAGCUAGUAGCAGUUUGCGCCGUGAGCUGAAUGGCGUUAAGGAAGUCCAUGUGGCAAGCAUAGAUGAGAUUCCAAACUGA